UUCCUGAACUGUGCUAUUUAUAUAAUUGCAUUGUUAUGUAAAAGACCAUGGAGCAUGGAUGCCACAUAUAUACCCUGGGCAUUGCAGUAGAUGAGACUUAUUCACACACACACAUCCUUGCACGCUUGCACUCGCUUAUGCUCUGCCUGGAUUGAUCAGUGAUGCCAUGCCUCUGUAGUGGCAAUGCAAUUCUGGAAGGACUAUUUUUGCAAGCCUUGUAGUGCCGCUGUCACGUCUCCUCAGGAGGACAUGGACUACAGGAUGGGAAACUGCAUUGGUGUCGCACGCAGUCAGGCUGCAGUUCACAAUGAUGAGGUGAGCCCAGUAAAGGAGAAGAGUAACGGUGCAGAGAACGGAUCUGUCCGCACUGAUUCAGCCACAGCGGAGCCACAGGUGUCUGAUGAGGAAGACAAGCAGCGAAGACAGGAGGACGAAGACAAAGAAGAGCUUGAGUUUCCUCAUGACCUGCUGCCCAGCAUUGACCUCAGCACUGAACUCAAUCUAACCUGGGGAUCCUCACUUGGCAGUGGUCAGGUGGGCUCAGGUGAGAUGAAGAAUGAGACCACUGCCAACCCUCUGCUGGCAGGUUUACAGCACUACAUGGAGGCCAGUCCACCUGUAGUGGGCCUCAUGAAGAGCUAUGACGCUGACCAAGUCUCUACUGCGAGCCCAUUGGAGCACCAGGCCCAGUCAAGCACAGCUCAGGAAAAUGUAUCAUCUCUCAAGCCUUUGGCUGAAAUGGAUUUCGAACUUGAGGAAGCUUUUAAGGAAUGCGAGAACCAAAUGGCUGUUCUGGGCAUGUCCUCACAUGCAGACACCUGGAGUGCAGGUGAUAUGGACAGGAGUUUCUCAGUUGCCCUGCCUGACCAAAAGGAUCCUGGAUCAUCUUCACAAAGCGAUCAAAGCGAUGUAGUGCACAAAAAUGUGUCAUCGGCAGGUGAAGUGGAAGUGUUUAGCUUUAGGGACUAUAUACUGGGAAAGAAGAAAAGUAAUACAGGUGCAGUCAGAACUGAUUUAGGAAAUAGCAUCAUGGAAAACCAUAGUGAGGAAGCUAGCCAACUGUCAGAUCCAAAAAAGCAAACUAAGUCAGAGAUAGAGACAAAAAUAGACACUGCUGAAUACAUACCAGAUCAAGAAACGAUAGAGAGUAUGUGGACAGGUACCCACACAGCAUCAGAGAGUGAAGCAGCAAUGCAAACACUUAUCCAGGAUCAGUUAACACAAGAUAUGUGCUCUUUAAUGUACAGUAUAGAGGCUGAAAGCACAAAAGGAUUGAAAGGUUCAGACAGGAUUUCCAUCACUCAAGAAGCAAAUCCUGUGAAUAAAGUAGCGUGGUCUGCAAAAGAUACACAGAUUGUUCAAAAGACAAAUGCAGAUGUGAAAAUAGAAACACAUGCUCAGUUAAUGAGUGAUUUAACCACGCUUACUGAUACACACACUGGGGAAAUGUUGUUAAACUUGGAACCAAAACCAAACAUACAGAAACAGGUGGAGUCAGGGACACAGAAGCAGAUCUGUGGACAGAAAGAAACGAACUUAAAAGUACAAUCAAGCCCAAACAAUCAAAGAACAAAAUUAGGACUGAGUUGUGAAGAUAAACAGCCCAUCUGUUCUCCAUCACCAAAACCUGACACUCACCAAGCUCAUCUUUCCCAAUCCGGGGCUCCCCCUGCCCCGAUUCUGCACUCCCCACAGGGGGGGCUUGAGCAACACGAUGACCAGAAGUGGACAGAUGGCCACUGCAGAUCAAUAUCAGACCAAGAAACAAUACACCACAACCACUGUUCGAUCGUGGAAGUCAAACAUGAGAAAAAUUUAUCCGUUGCAUCUGCUGUUGUGAUUGAUUUUGGCCAUGCUGCCUCUGGACAUGAGCCCACAGGGAGUCGUGAUUUACAAACAUGUUUGCUAGAACAGGGGAAUGGACCUCCUGUAAGCGGUGGAGCUGGCGUGCACACGCCACUGUGGGGGAAUUCACACUCUCUGAGCCGAACUGGUGCAGGAGAAGAGGAGGAGGACGAGAGUGCCCUUGAAUGGAUUUCAGCUGCCGAUUCGUUUUUGCAAACGACACCCACGAGGCAGGAAUGCGAGGGAGAGAAAAGAGGUGAUGCGUACCAAAGUGCCGCAAUAAUAGUAGAGGCAGCAGAGAGAGAUACGUCAGAUUUAGAUUCGGACCUGCUGCAAUCAGGAACGCAGGAGCGAAUAUGCACCAUUUUUCCAAAGAUUAAUAGCUCACCUGUUCAGAGAUUGGAAGAGAAAGAAGAAGUGGCUAAGAAGAGCUGUGACAGCAGAAUGCCACAUAACUCGUUGGAGAGUGAAGAGAAGGGAGGGGGUCUGCCGAUCGUACUCUCACCAGCCGGAGACGAGGAUACAAGCUCAGUCGGCACAGAGGACAAAGCCCUGGUCACCAUUUCCUCUCCAGACGUCCCGGAAACAUGUGACUGGAAGGAAGAGAGCUCCCAAUCAACAGAGAGAAUGGGAGAGGGAGAGAAAAAAGGGAGUGAUGAGGAGGGGAAAGAGCAAAGUAAAGGCGGAGCACAGAAUGCAGCCCAUGCCGGCAGAUUGUCACUGACUGAGGCAGAUUCAUCCCACAGCAUCACAGCAUCGCUAACAGCAACGCAUGAUGAGAGUGACCUCACCCCUUCUGUCACAGCUGACACGGCUUCAUCUGCUCUGACCAUCAAAAGAACAAACGACUGCGACUCCAUCAAUCCACCCCCUCCUCGUUUCCACUUAAACAACACGAAAACAGCCGAAGAGCAGAAAGAGGCAGAGGCGUAUUUGAGUCCAUCAGGCAGUGAUAGUUUACUCCCACCAGCUGUCUUUUCUGAAACGGACGUACUCGCAGCGCAAGCCAGCGAUCAACAGGUACAGAGCUCUUCACAAACUGAGAUCGCAAACAGCGACGCAGAGAUCAAGACAGACACACAUCAGCAAAAUCAAGCUGUAAGUACUGCAAUUGAAGACGAAUCACUUAAGCUAAGCAUGAAGAAUAUGAAUGAAAUUGCAUUGAAAACAGAAACCGGGGGCCAAAAGGAUGCAGCGUUGAAAUGCCAAAUGACUAAAUGUGCUUCUCUGCCCCCUUUGAUGGUGUUUGAGAAACUACGUCAUCCAGUUAGAGAGUCAAGCUUUAACUUUGAAGGUUUUCUCAACACAAGCAAACCACCUCCGAUUGCAAACCUGCAGAAAACUGGGGGAGAAAACUCUCAGGGUGCAAAUAAUAAACCUAUUGCCUUUGAGGAAAAAAAUGAAAAGCAGGAAGACAAAAAGGAACAUGUGGAAAUGACAUGUCAAGAGCGGAAAAGCAGCAAAGAUGGAUAUACCACUCAAGACAUUAAUGAUUUUCAAGAAAAUUUUGGUGUAAUUAUUGGUAGUUCUGACGAAAGUGGAAAAGUGACAGAUGACAUCAUCAAAAAGCGUCCUGUUAUAUCUGUAUCACAGUCAGCUGCAGGUGAGAGCACCAGUGUUUCAAGUGUGAGUAAUGGAACUCUGAAAGACGUUAAAGAAAAGCAGAAAAUUAAGGAAUCUGUCAGUGUUACCCAGAUCACUCCAAACGAUGAAAAUGAGUCGGUAUCCACCGAGAAGAAAAGCAUUAUACCACAACAUGUUUCUUUACAAGAGAAUACAAGUCAAAAGGACAGCCCCGCUGUGAAUUGUGUAGGAGCCGAAAUCGCUGUAGGCGAUGAACAGCUAGCCACUAAAGAACCGAAUGGAAAGAGUGAUGAAUCAGUAAGAUGUGUUUCAGCUGAAACUGUCCAAAAAACAUGUCCAGAUAAUUCAGAAAUCCUUAUAAAUGACAAUCUGGGGUCGGAACAGUAUACAUGUGAAGAUAAGCCACAGGUAAAAUCCACCUCCAUGUCUUCAGACACAGACACCACUUGCCCGGGUGUGAUCAAUACUACGUGUUUAUCUCAACCAGACAUGAAAUCAAACACCGAACAGCCUAAUACAGAGAUGCAAAUUCUGCCGAAAGCAGAUGAAUACCCAGACAAACUGUCCUGUGAGACUGAAUCACAGCUGAGUGAUGGAGGGAUGACAAGUGCUGCAGCGGAUGCUGAUGACAAGCCGGUCCCCUCUCCUACUACUGCAGAGACUUCAGUUCCAGCACAAAGAGAUCUUUCCUCAAACAGCGCACAAAGCACCAACAGUGAUGCCAGGGAUGUGCCCGUCAUUGUACUAAAGACUCCAGGCCCGAUGCUGAGUCACUGUGAGGACAUUUAUGACCGUGAUAUUGCUUUAGGAGGAGCUGGGGAGCACUGCAGUGUAGACUGUGUAUGUGAUUCCCAUACAGAGGCUGUAAAGGACUUUAAAGGGGAGAGAAGUGAUGCAAACGAAAAGUUUCUUGAAGAAAAAAAUGCAGAUUAUCAGUCAUACAUUGUUUGUGUCUCCGCACAGGAAGUUGCAACUUCAUCUGAAUCCAUUCUGCUCACGGCUGAUAGUCCAAAACAGGCAUGUGGUUUACUGUUAGCAUCAGAGAGCCCAGAAACCGAUAAAAAUGCAGAAAGGAAUGAGAGUGAGACUGAUAUUGGUAUAAAAGAAAAGAGUGAAUAUUUAAAUUCUGAAAAUGAGAAAGAUUUAAGUGGUGUACCUACGAAUAUUAAAGCAGAGGUUGGCACGGCUGUUCAGGGCGAUGAGCAAAAUAGCCAAUCUCUAUUGCACUCAUCUCAUAUUUGUAGUGAUGAAAAUGUCUCUUUUUCAAUAUCAAAUAUCACUGAUCCCAAACCAGCUGUAACACUACUGUCAGAUCUUUCCUCUGGUCAUGUAAGCUCAACAUCAGUAGCCAAAGAGUUACAGUCGAUUACCGAUAUGCAAAAUGUUUCAGUCUCUUUAGAAACAACCUGUACUGAUGAGUCACUUAGUUCUCAAUCGACUGUGACAAGUCUCAAUGAUGGCAUCAAAACCGAAUUGCCUGAAAUGUCUAAGGAACCUGCUCAUCAUGUAUCAUUAGAUACAAAUGAUGCAUUCAUGCCAGUGAUGGGAGGAGAAUCAAACAAGGAGUGUGUGAACGAACCUCAGGGACAAUUUUCCAGUGCAAAAAAUGGCUCAGAGGAGGAAGGAAACAAGCAAAACCAAAGGAGUCAGACAGCAUUAAAAGAACAAGCAGAAAAUACAUGCAAAAAGGACUUAGAUAGUGCACAUACAUAUCAAAAAAAGGAUGAGACUACUGUAAAACCUGGGCGAAAUGUCGAUGAAACAGAUGGACAGAAAGAGGAGUUAAAAAAUGCGGAUGACCUUAACGAAGAAAAUAACACUGAUCCUGCUUUAACCUCAAAAGGGUGUAAAGAGGAAGACUUGGGUAUUCAUCCAACCUUAAGCCAAUCAAAUUUGUUAUUUUCACCGUCCCAGGAGCUCCAUCAGCAACAGGUGUUCAUGAGCACCGCUCCAGAAGCAAUAUUAGAGGUGGAGGAGAAUACAGAUAAAAGAAAUGAAAAUGCUGAUGCCAAUAAUUAUGCAGAUGCUGAGGCAAGUGAAAAUCAAGAGAAAGUGAUUGUGAGCUGCACCGCAAAAGCUCAAAGUUCCUUAAACGGCACAUCAGAGAGUUCCACAGUGCAGGAAGGUAAUAAAACACAUCUUAUAGUCGACAUUACUGGUCUACAGAAUGAACAGCAGAGCGUACAAACAACAGAUCUAUGUAGUGAGAACAGCCCAUAUCCUGUUUGUGGUGAAAGUACAUCAAGAGAAAGCUCGAACCAAACACAGAAGGUAGUAAAAGAAGAAAGUGAAGUGUCACUAACGUCAUUACUGGCUACAGAAAAACAGGACACACAGACUAAAGAGCUUGCUGUUUUAGCCUUACAGGAAAGUAACCGUUCAGAAUGUGUCAUCUCGGAGACCAUUGCUGAUAAGCACGGGAAUCUGUGGAACAAAAUCCCAGAUGCCAAGUUAGAAUUAGAAUGUCCCGUAGAUCAGUCAAGCGGUCCCAGCAUCUUACACCAAGAAGCAGGAGAUAAAACAGAUGGGCGGUGUUUGAGUUCAGUUCCCAAUGGAGACAAUGCGAUCAGACUUGAUUCACAGAGUGAUGUUGCACAAAUCUCAAUUCUAGAAACUUCUGCUUUUCAGCAUAAUGAGUCAGGUUCUCAACCUACUGACAGGCAGCUUUCUAUCACCACCACUUACACUUCACCCGCCGUGCUCCCAGAAAAUGUUGAAGAUGAUAAAAAGACAACUGUUGAUCAGGACUCCAGAGAUGCAGAGAUUUUAGGUUCAUGCCGCUCGGUGGAUCCCACUGAAUCUCUAAAUUGCAAUUCUGAAGUUCUGAAGACAAAACAGCCUAAUGAGUAUUUGUCAGAGCAAUUCCCAGACUGUACCCAAAAAACAGAGGAUCAGGAUACACAGUGUACUGCACAACAUUUGAAUAUUCAAAACAUAAUCUGUGCUGUAAAAGCAGAAGACACCUUUUCGAAGAAAAGUCAACAGGGAGAAGAAAUGAUUAAAGCAGAGAUAAAUGUGCACACGGACAUGGAGGUUAAUCUUAAGCCUCCAGAGCCUGUUGUUGAAGCGGGGACAUCUAAAGAUGAACAUCAGAGGCAAGCCAUAGCCAAAGAUGAGACACAAACAGAAAUGAAACAGGCUGCUGCCAAUGUAACAUCAUUAUGUCCCAAGAUUUCUGUCUCUUUAUUUACUGACACCCAGGAUUCCCUUCAGAUCCCUCUCAUGGUCAAUCAACGGUCUAGUCAGCCGGCAACUGAGUCUGUUGUGCUAUCUUUUCAUGAAAUUGGCAGUGAUCAAAAUCCUGACACAGCAAACAGCCCUACUGAUAACAUAGGAUCCUUUCCAAUCAAAAACACUUUACAGAAAGAUGACACUGAGGUUAAAGAGGAAGGCAACAGUGUGUCAGAAAGUGAAGAUGGGUUGCUGGGUUCAGGCCAAGGAAAAGCACAGCUAUCACAAGUUAUAAAGAGUUUAGACAGCCAGGUCACAAGUGUAAUCUCUGUACCUGAGAGCUCAGGUACGAUCAACGAUUCUGAGUGUUCUGAUUGGCUCAGAGCAUUGAAAGAAUCAGCCGCCAUGUGUCAGAUCACUGCAGAACACAAAGAUGACAUCUGUGGAUCUGCAGAAAACAGGCCACUUGAGUUCCUCAGUUUGCAUCAGCCUGAACCAGAAUUCAGUACCCCUACUGAGGAAGGCUUCCCCCCAGCGCCAGAGAGUUUUUCCCCGGAGAUCGAGGACAGUUUCCCCCCUGCUUCUGAGAAUUUUCCCCCUGAGAUCGAGGACAAUUUUCCCCCUGCACCUGAGAGUUUUCCCCCUGAGAUCGAGGAGAAUUUUCCACCUGCACCUGAAAGUUUUCCCCCUGUAAUCGAGGAGAAUUUUCCACCUGCACCUGAAAGUUUUCCCCCUAUAAUCGAGGAGAAUUUUCCAUCUGCACCUGAAAGUUUUCCCCCUGAAAUCGAGGAGAAUUUUCCACCUGCUCCUGAGAGUUUUUUCCCUGAAACCGAAGAGACCUUUUCACCUGACACGAAAGAAAGUUUACUUCCUGUGAUUGAGCAAACAGAAGAACCACCAGACUGCAGGUCCCCCAUUACAGAAGCUGUUGAGAGAAGUGAGCCCAUUCUCUGCUCCACGUCACCCCCACCACAGCACGUGGUUGCUGCCGCCCUCCCUGCCCACCUCCUCUACAACACAGUUGAGUUCCCCACUCCGCCUCCUACCCCUCCUGAAAGGUUUCCCCCGGAGCCUCAGAUCUUUCCUUCAACUUCUGCUCCUCCUGAUCUACCUGAAACUUCCCCUGUCGCUCCUCUGCCUCAUCCGAUCCAACAGCUCCAGCAGUGUGAACCUUCAGCCAGGAGUUCAGACUCAGAUGGAGCAUUUGAAACCCCCGAGUCCACAACCCCUGUGAAGUCUGCUGCCUCACCAGUGUCCCCUCCAGAGCCCCCCAGCACCAGUUCAGAACCAUUGCCCUCACAGGAACACACAACUUCCACUGCUGAUAUCACUGCCAGUGAAGUUCCAAACCCGGAGUCAUCACCUCCACCUCCGAGUCGAUCUCCAUCAACUGUUUUUGAUGAAGACAAACCAAUAGCUGCAAGUGGUACCUACAACCUCGAAUACUUAGCCACUAAUGACCCCUUCCAAGAAUCAAAUUCUGGGCCGUCAAGCCAACAGGGUCGUACGCCUCUAACACGCUCCUUAAGCCUUCAGUCUGGUGAAUUAGAAAGUCCUGGAGACAAAUCCUCAGUAGGUACCUCUGACCAACCCUCUCACCCACGAACACAGUCCUUUAGCAUAGAAACAGAGAGUGCUCCAGGAACUCUCCGCAGAGUGAAGAAGCCCCGUCCAGGUACUAUAAAGAAAAAGCCUCUUUCCAGGCAGAACUCAAACCCGGAAGGUUCCUCGCCCAAGCCUGCUUCUUUUAGUAGCACACCGGAGGAAAAGAAAAGGGGGAAACCUCGUGCUGAAAGCCCAUUGCAAACUCAAGAGAGACCCAGUGCCUCACCCAGUCCUAGUCCAAGUCCCGCUAGUACCUUGAAGAGGAACAGAAUAAAGUCUCGAGUGGAGAGUCCUCCGCCAUUGGCUGAGGAGAUCACACUUGCUCCCACCUUAGUACCCCUCCAAGCAGAGGUUGUUGAUCCAAUAUCUGAGACCCCAGCUGUCCCUGACGAGGACUCUCCUAUCCCUCCCAGUGCCUCCUACAAAUGGGAUCCGGAUAACUUUGAAAACAUUGACCCAUUCCGAACAGGAGGCAGUAAGAUUGCUAAUUCGCCGGAAUUAUCCAGGAAAGCUGAUUUUACAUCAGUGUCAGACCCCAAUACCAACACUUCUGUUGCUGUAGAAAAGCACCGUUCCCCAUCUCCUGCUAAAGAGGAAUCCCUCAACGCUGAGGAGCAGCCAGUCGUCAAACGUCAACCAGUCAGACUGGAGUUUGACUAUUCCGAAGACAGUGGAGAGGCGCCACGCACCACUCCUCCUCCUAAAAAACUUGGCAAGAAGCCAGGGGCCAAGAUGCCCAUCAGAAAGCCAAAACCAGUGAUUCGAAAGCCCCCCCCACCUCAAAUGGAACAGUUAGACAAUGCACCACCCAUCCCACCACUUUCAAAUGACAAUGAUGAUAUCGCCAUUCCCAAGGCAUCAUAUAACUUUGACCCUAGCAAGUGGGAUGACCCUAAUUUCAACCCAUUUUCUUCAAGCAGCGGUGUCCCCAACUCUCCUCGCCUGUCCAAAGGAAGCUAUAGUUUUGACCCAGACUCAUUUGAUGAGUCUGCAGGUCCCUUUCAACCAUCCAAUAAGAUAGGGAACUUGCCUCCAAAAGCUGCCACUUUUGAUGUGUCAACCAAUGACAGUGAGAACGAUAACAUUGUUGAGUUGGAGGAUCACAACCAGAACAAACCUGCCAAAAAUAAGAAGAAGCCUCUUAAAUCCAACACUUUCAGAGUGAAGAAAUCUCCAAAGAGGUCUCCGAUUUCCGAGCAGAAUGCACAAUGUUGUCCUGUGUGUUCCCCACUCUCACCCUCCACCUCACACACACAUCAUCACCUGCAGGAGCACACACCCGACACAAACCCUGACUCUUCACAGGAUCACGCUACUGAUGAGGAGAAACUGGCUUCCUCUACCAAUCAGAAAUGGGCAACUCGACAUGAUGUCGAGGUGGAGCUUACCAGCAAUCAAGACUUCCCACAGCCAUCUGAUUUUACAACUUUUGUCAACGAGAACAGUUUAUCCACACAGAAUGAUGUUACAGACUACGAGAUUGAGUACAUGGAGAAGAUUGGCUCUUCAGCUCCGUCUCUCUCAUCAAAGAAACCAUCACUUUACCUUAAGCUGGACUCAGUGACAGACAGUCCGAAGAAAAGCAUGCAAGAUUCAGAGCCUAACUCGCCAUGCACUGGGAGCUUUGAGGAGAUGGAGGCUCAGAUCUCACAGGGGAAGUCACCUGUGUUGCCACCACGCAGUGCUCGCGAGCCCACGGCCCCAGAGAAAAGCAGAAAGAGAGAGAGUCAGUCUCAAAGUCAAACGCAGAGCAUUGAGAGAGAUGGAGCGUCCCCGAUGCAGGGCCCUAUGGACCCCUCAGAUCUGCCCCUCUUAGACAGACUGUCUGAUUCAGCCACCCCUCUCAGCUACCUGGAGCCUGAUCUGGCAGAGACCAACCCCACUGCCUUCGCCCAAAAACUGCAGGAGGAGCUGGUGCUCGCAUCCUUGAGGAUAGAGGCUCUUCAGGUAGCCAAAAACAUCUCUCAGAGCCCCUCUUUGUCCACUGUGUCCCCUAAGUCUCGCCUCAGGAAGCCCAGUCAGCGCCGCUGGUAUCUCAACGGUUCCCACAUGGCUAAAAAGACUGCAGGAAAGUCCACACAAACAGAUAUCAAACUCUGUCGCAGGAUGUCCCGUAUACCAAAGCAGCAGAGGGAAAUGGCCUCACCGGGAGACAGCGGAGUUUCCAAGAGUUCCCUGUAUUGUCGAGCAGGAUACGGUGAAGGGGAAAGCCCUCAUCUGCCUCGUGACAUGGACCACUCACUGGGCAUUGCGCGAGAGGAGGUUGUUGUCAAAGAGAAAGAAGCCAUGGAGUGGAAGAGAAAGUAUGAGGAGAGCAGACGGGAGGUGGAGGAGAUGAGGAGAAUAGUUAUGGAGUAUGAGAAAACCAUUGCAGAAAUGAUCGAGGGUGAGCAGAGAGAGAAGAACCUGUCACAUCACACCAUCCAGCAGUUGAUUCUUGAGAGGGACCAGGCUUUGGCUGACCUCAACUCUGUAGAGAAAUCCCUCGCUGACUUGUUUCGGCGCUACGAGAAAAUGAAAGACGUUUUGGAGGGCUUCCGCAAGAAUGAGGACGUCUUGAAGAAAUGUGCUCAGGAGUACCUGUCUCGUGUCCGUAAGGAGGAGCAGCGCUACCAGGCCCUGAAGUUCCAUGCUGAGGAAAAACUGGAUAAGGCGAAUUCUGAGAUCGCUCAGGUGAGAGUCAAAGCCAAGCAAGAGCAGGCAGCUUAUCAGGCCAGUCUGAGGAAAGAACAGAUGAAAGUGGAUUCACUGGAGCGCACGCUGGAACAAAAGAACAAAGAGAUUGAAGAACUGACCAAAAUAUGUGACGAAUUGAUUGCCAAGAUGGGGAAGAGUUAGCCCCCUAUCAGAGUCCUGUGUUACACUACAACAGGACAAUGUUUGGACAAGAGUUGUAUAAAAAGAUGGAGGUUCAGUGUAAUUUUUCGCUUUUUGUGAUGGACAGAACUAAUGGAUCUCACACUACUGAUGUCUUCACAAAACUGGACGCUCUGGGAGGACGCACUAUGUUCUGACUGUAAUUAUUUCAUUUUGAUGUAUUAAUGUACACAAAUGUACCUACUGUAUAUCGAGGGUCUUGUGACAGUACUUUCCAUCGGUAGAGACUUUUGUGAGAAUCUGUAUAGCUCACAGAAAGAGUAUGCGUGUUCAGUGAGUGUGAAGUUAUGAGUGCCGUUGCCAUGACAACCACUGAUGGAGCCGACUGUUAAACUGAUUCCUGUGGUUCUCGUCUUCUUAACCUAGAAACAGAAAUGACCAUAAGAAAGAGAAUAUAUAAAUAUAUAAUAUAGAACAGUCUGAAUAAUCAUUCACAGUUGUCACAAAGUGAUAUUCAUGAUUAUGAAAAAAUGCAUGUUGUAUGCCUUGAUGGUUUUGUAAAUAUGAAAAUGACUUGAAUAUAUCGUAAACGAACACAACUGCGGAUUUUGAUACUGUUAGUUUGUUUUGCUUCAUUGCUUAUCUUUGUAGAUACUUGUUGUUUCUUUUGUUGUCUCUUAGCAAACUGAUUUUAUUUUGAUAUAUAAAUGAACCCAGUUGUGACUGUCAAUUGCUCUGACUUGAACUAAUUUAACACGGAUUUGUCUCAGUCCAGCUAUGCUGAAUGUUUUACACGAGAGAAGUUCUGCCAGUUGUACAGGACAUGCUUCAAAGUGCAAUAAAAGAUGGCAAUACAGA
This is a messenger RNA of Paramisgurnus dabryanus, 11880 nucleotides long. It is a transcript of the gene tacc2, whose product is annotated as transforming, acidic coiled-coil containing protein 2. Lineage: Eukaryota; Metazoa; Chordata; Actinopteri; Cypriniformes; Cobitidae. The record is from RefSeq and is a predicted model, not a curated record. Gene Ontology annotation, cellular component: cytoplasm. Gene Ontology annotation, biological process: nuclear migration; mitotic spindle organization; cerebral cortex development.